Messenger RNA from Trichoderma citrinoviride, 2244 nucleotides. RefSeq names its product YjeF N-terminal domain-like protein. Lineage: Eukaryota; Fungi; Ascomycota; Sordariomycetes; Hypocreales; Hypocreaceae. The record is from RefSeq and is a predicted model, not a curated record. The transcript is spliced from 2 exons. Gene Ontology annotation, molecular function: mRNA binding. Bases 1 to 2244 code for a protein of 747 amino acids. Gene Ontology annotation, biological process: deadenylation-independent decapping of nuclear-transcribed mRNA; P-body assembly. Gene Ontology annotation, cellular component: P-body.
AUGAGCCAGUUCAUUGGCCUGCACAUGCGGGUGGUGCUGAGGGAUCCUGCCGGACACCUGCUCACGGGCACGGUGAGUGAUGUUCAGGCGGGCAUCAGCCUCACUCUGACAAACGUAUUCCUCACUGCGACGCGGGAGUGGAUUCCUCACAUUCGAAUCGACGCCUCCAACAUCGCAGACCUGUCCGAAGUGCACUGCGAUGGACCGGAUACGAAGGCACCACCCGCCCCGAAGACUACGUACGCCAGCCAACAGUCACCCAGGCAACCCCCCGUGCAGCAACUGCCCACGAAGCCGAUCCAGCCUGCCUUUGUCGAUCCAGCCAUUCUGAGUCUGGGAAGACGGCCCAAGUCGGCGGCAUCGGGAAAGCCCAAGAACCCUCCUGGCCAGGAAGUGGACGAGACCGACCCAGCAGCGCAGCCGGGAGUCUUGUACGGGAUACAUGUGGGACGGCAGUCCUCGGUUGACUCGGGCGACGAGGACACCAUUGUGGCGUCGGUGAAGGAUUUGAAGAUAGAUCCUGUAGUCAUUCCCAAGGACGUGCCAAGUAAUAAGCUUCGUCCCGCCAAGGAGGUGCCCGGUUCCACGCAGACAACACAGCAGCAGCAGCAGCAAAAGAAGAAGGCACGUCGGCAUCCCAAGGCUCACAAGGAGCAUCUCGGUGAGCCGCAAGUAGCCAUGCAGACACAGGGGCACGGAAAGGGCUGGCGGCAAACUCCCAUUCUGCAGAGCAACGCUUCUUUCCAGCCGUUUACCUCCCUCAAGCGAAACACGAAGGGCGUCAAGAAUCUCAUGGACAAUGGAUUCGCCUCCGAGGAUGUCACGGAAGAGAUGGGCGACUUCGACUUCGAGAACAACCUGGCCAAGUUCGAUAAGCACAAGCUCUUUGACCAGAUGAGGAAAGACGACCAGGUCGACGAUGCGAGCCGCCUCGUGGCACACAACCGCCGGCCCAAGCCUGGAACGGCGGGGGGCAAGAACCUGCACUACACGGAAAACGUGCUGGAUAUACCUUCGGGCACGGCGACGCCCAGUGCCGACUACUGGAACAGCGAGGCAGACGUGGGCGCCAACGGGUCGGAGAGGCUGAGCGGCCGAGAGCCCAAGAACGGGGCCCAGGGUAGUCGGCGGCCCGACAGCAAGACGGGGGCUGGCAAACGCUCGCAGUCGCGCAAGGCGAGCACCGCUGCCGUGGGGAGCCAGCCACUUAGCAGGGUCAACUCCAGCCUACGGUAUCAGGCAUCUCGCCGGUCAAGCCCCACGACGGGGCACCGCAGCACCGACUACGAGCAGCAGCAACAACAGCCCGGCCUCUACCUGGUGCCUUCCAACCGCCGCGUGGAGACGAUAUCUACGCUCCAGAUGCUCAACAUCGAGAACAUUGCCGCCAACGAGAUUGGCUUCAGCGAGGCGCUCAUGGCGGAAAAUGCCGGCAGGGGCAUCGCCGAGGUGGCCGUGACCGCGCUGUCCGACCCGGCCAUGAAGGUCCGAUUCGAGAUGGUCGUGGCCGCAGCGUCCAGCAAUGCCUCGCUGCGCACGUCUACGAUUGUGAUUCUUGCCGGUAACAACAAGUCGGGCACCCGCGCGCUGGCCGCUGGUCGUCAUCUGCGGAACAAGAACUUUGACGUGGUUGUGUGCUUGGUGGGCAUCGAGCGCGAGCGCGACUUGCUGGAGGAUUUGAGGCGUCAGAUACAGCUCUACCGGAACUUUGGAGGCAAAGUACUGAGCAAGAACGACUUCUUCGAGUACCUCCGAAAGGGAUCCGGAUCGGCUAGCGGCCUGCCCAUCUCCCUCAUCAUCGACGCGCUGCUGGGGCUCACCAUGUCGUUUGAGGAGCUGCGGGUGGGCGACCAGGCGUCGGUGUACGAGCUGAUGGAGUGGGCGAACCGGAACGAGGCGUUUGUGUUGGCGGUAGACGUGCCCUCUGGCAUUGAUCCGACAAGCGGCAAGGUUGCCAUCAUCGAUGGGGGCCACUUGUUCGUCAAGCCACGCUACGUCGUUGCCAUUGGAGCACCCAAGAAGGGGCUUCUGGAAGCCGUCACACCGCCCCCCCACGAUGAUUCGGGCCUCUCAUCAGAUAUCGGCCACGAGGACGAGUGGCGCCUGUUUAUCGCCGACUUGGGCCUCGGCAGCUCCAUCUGGAGAAAGUCUGGCACCAAGAUCCGACGAGGCAUCGAUUUCGACGGCAAGUGGGUGCUGGAGAUGAAGUACCGCGGCCUCGAGGAGAGCGAAGAGGAAGACUAG